AUGGGUGGCAGGGUGUGGUUUCCUACACUAGGAUUGGUGGCCUGGCUGUGCUUACUCAGUCUGGGGCCUGUUCAGGGGGGGAAGGUGCUGGUUAUGCCUGCAGAUGGGAGCCACUGGCUCAGCAUGAAGAUACUGGUGAAGGAGCUCAUACGCAGGGGCCAUGACAUCCUGGUGCUGGUGCCCGAAAGCAGCCUGUUGAUGAAAGAAUCAGAGGACUACAAGACUGAGAUAUACCAAGUGUCAUUCACCAAAGAUGAAAUGGAUGCAACCUUGAAGGAGCUGACAGACGGACUGUUCCUCAAGCCACCAGGAUUCACCGAUUAUUUUAUUAAUAUAAAGCGUUUCGUCAACUUUACCUCGCUUCAGCUGAGAGGUUGUGAGAGUUUGCUACACAACCAGCCUCUAAUGAGUCGAGUGAAGGGCAUGGGCUUUGAUAUCGUGCUUACAGACCCCUUCAUUCCCUGCGGAGCCAUUGUGGCACAUAUCUUUUCUAUUCCAGUUGUCAAUUUCCUGCGUGGUCUUCCGUGUGAGCUGGACAUGAGGGCGAACAAGUGCCCCGCUCCUCCUUCAUACGUUCCUGUGUCCCACUCUGGUAAUACAAACAUCAUGACCUUCCCGAACAGAGUCAAAAACAUGAUCAUGUCUGUUGUGGAGUCCUACUCAUGCAGCUUACUCUUUGGCCACUAUGAUGAGAUGAUCAGCAGGAACUUGGGAAACAACAUGGACUACAAAACUCUUCUCAGUCAUGGGGCUGUCUGGCUUCUCAGAUAUGAAUUUGCUUUUGAUUGGCCCAGACCCCUUUUGCCAAACAUGGUCUUAAUUGGAGGCAUCAACUGUGCAGAGAAGAAGAAGGAUGCAACCUUGCCGGCGGACUUGGAGGAGUUUAUCAACGGCUCGGGAGAAGAUGGAUUUAUUGUCUUCUCUCUGGGCUCAAUGGUGCCCAACAUGCCCGAGGAGAAGGCUCAACACUUCUUAGAUGCUUUUCGGCAAAUUCCUCAAAGGGUUGUGUGGAGAUACGCUGGAGACCCACCUAAGGGUGUACCCAAAAACGUCAGACUAAUGAAGUGGCUACCUCAGAAAGAUCUUCUUGCUCAUCCUCGGGUUAAACUCUUGAUCACUCAUGGAGGAAGCCACAGUGUCUACGAGGGGAUCUGCAACGCUGUGCCCAUGUUGAUGUUUCCGCUGUUUGCAGAACAGGGGGACAACGGGAUUCGCUUGAAGUCGCGCGGUGCCGCAGAGACACUUAAUAUAUUUGACCUGACGAGUGACAAACUAUUGGCUACAUUAAAUAAACUCCUCCAUAAUAAAAGUUACAAAGAGAAGAUAGUGGAGCUGUCUCAGAUACACCUGGACCGACCCAUUCCGCCUCUGGACCUGGCUGUUUUCUGGACCGAGUUCGUCAUUAGACACAAAGGAGCAGCACACCUGAGAGUAGCUGCACACGACCUGAACUGGAUUCAGUACCACAGCCUGGACGUCAUUGGUUUUAUUCUCGUCAUCCUCCUGACUGUUCUGUGGGUGACGCUGAAAUGCUGUUUGUUCUGCACCCACAGGUGUUGCAGAAGGGCAACUGCAAAGACAAAAUCAGAGUAGUUUAUUUGGUUUUAAUAAUCUGUGAUGAAUUGUAAAAUCUCAACUUAAGUGCUGGAACUACACGGUCUUCAAACAUGAAGCUGAUUGAUUGACUGAAGCCGACUCAACUAAGCUGUAGACACUUCCUGACACUAUGUGUUCUCUGGUUGCUAGACUCCUUUUUGUUUUGUACAGACAGCUACAUUUCUCACCUGUUUGACUUGACAUUUAUCUGCAGGAAGGCACGGUAUUUGAAAUACUACCUGAAACCAAUUGUGUUCACGAUUGUUUACUGGUUCUUUUUUAGCACCAAGCCUUCUAGCAUCCCCUGUACUGUGAAUACCAGCUCCACCAUUAAGCUAUUGUGUACUGUGCAUUGUUCUGUCUGUCUGUGUGAGGACCAAAUAACUUUUCAUCAGGGUGAACACACGGCAGUUAUUCUGUAGCAAACAUUAACCUUUCCUUAGAUUACAAGUAUUUUAAUUGAGACAAUUAUAAGUCAUGAGAACUGUAUUGAGUUAUUCUUCAUAAGACUCAGUGCUGAGCAAUGAGAGGUCGCAAACAUCUUCCACUUCACAAUAAAAGUUGAAUGUGCUGACAUUA
Messenger RNA from Paralichthys olivaceus (Japanese flounder), 2175 nucleotides. RefSeq names its product UDP-glucuronosyltransferase-like. Gene Ontology annotation, molecular function: UDP-glycosyltransferase activity. The record is from RefSeq and is a predicted model, not a curated record. Lineage: Eukaryota; Metazoa; Chordata; Actinopteri; Pleuronectiformes; Paralichthyidae.